This is a messenger RNA of Hibiscus syriacus, 918 nucleotides long. RefSeq lists its product as uncharacterized. Lineage: Eukaryota; Viridiplantae; Streptophyta; Magnoliopsida; Malvales; Malvaceae. Bases 54 to 698 code for a protein of 214 amino acids. The record is from RefSeq and is a predicted model, not a curated record. The transcript has 4 exons. Gene Ontology annotation, cellular component: nucleus.
AUAUAGAUUCCAGGCGAGCCCGUCUCUGAUCUCUCUCCCUCUGGCAAUGAACCAUGUCCAGGGUUUUCAUCAAUUUCAAGGCGCUGUUAGCUUCCCCUGCGUCGGCGUCGUCAGCUGCAGCAGCCCAUUUUUCUUCUUCGGCUUCGAUCGCCACUGCUUCCAAAUCAGCUACUUCAAAAGCGGCUCAGAAAACUCCGAAAAAGUCGACCACUUCAAAACGCAAGGCUGAAAAACCAGCUACUCCCCGAACCAGGACCCGACCGUCUGGGAUUUUUAAAAUUGCCCCUGUUUCCCCUGCUUUGGGUCAAUUCGUUGAAGCCCAACAGGCUUACCGUACCGACGCUGUUAAGCAGAUCUGGAACUAUAUCAAGGCCCACAACCUUCAGGUUCUCUCUAUCUCUUGUCUCAGGAAUGAUGAACAAUGUUGUAUUUGGUGUUUGAUAUCUCUGUCUUUUAAGAUGUCUACCUCCGAGGCUGCAUUUUCACCCUCUGCUUUCUUUAUCUUAUUUAAUGUUUGCUUAAGAGUUUCCAUUGUAACAUGCACUGAAAUAUAUGGAAACUUUUGCCUGCAGAAUCCUGAUAACAAGAGGGAGAUCUUUUGUGAUGAGAAGCUUAAGACCAUUUUCGAUGGAAAAGAAAAGGUCGGUUUCCUGGAGAUUGGGAAAAUGCUAUCACGCCACUUUGUGAAGUCUAGCUGACCUCUUUUCAUAUUUUGCCAUUGGUUGCCCAACCAACAUUGAGCUAUAUAUAGCUCUUCCUGUCAUUCUUAACUGAACUCUUUUCAUGUGUGUUCAUGUUUUGAGAGCUGAGCUGUCUGGGGCUAGCCUUGCAACUAAGAAAGAGGUCCAAGCUGGACUUCUGUAAAAAUUCAGUAGGACCAGGGAGUGAAAAAGUAGAUAUUUUUAAUUUGGUUUCCUU